CUCUUCCAUUACUAGACUCCGCCUACUUAGCAGAAACAACAACAAAGAGAAUAAUAUUAAACCAGACCACAACCCCGCGCACCAUUUACUUUAAUUAGUCAAUCUGACGGGAAAAUUGUUGAAAUAGGAAAAUGUCUUGCCUGAAACCUAUGAUUGGGCCGUCUAUUCUGAAUGCUGAUUUGGCUCAGUUGUGCGAUGAAUCUCAGAGACUCCUGGACUUUGGAGCCGACUAUUUGCAUCUUGAUGUGAUGGACGGACACUUUGUGCCCAAUCUCACAUUUGGGCACCCUGUUGUUAAAUGCCUCAGGAACAAGAUCCCUAAGGCUUUCUUUGAAACUCACAUGAUGGUGUCUAAUCCAGAACAGUGGAUCGAGCCCAUGGCUGAAGCUAAAGUGGACCAAUACACCUUUCAUGUAGAGCCAGUUCAAGAUGUACCGGAGAUAUGCAGAAAAAUUAAAGAAGCUGGCAUGAAAGUUGGCCUUGCCAUUAAACCUGGCACUUCAGUGGAUGUUGUCAAGGACUACUUGGAUUUCGCCGACCUGGUUUUGAUAAUGACAGUAGAGCCAGGCUUUGGAGGCCAGAAAUUCAUGGCGGACAUGAUGCCAAAGGUGGCCUGGCUGAGGGAAAAUUACCCAGACCUUAACAUUGAGGUCGACGGAGGGGUUGGCCCAAGCACCAUUGACCAGUGCUCAAAAGCUGGAGCAAACUGGAUAGUGUCUGGAACGGCAGUAAUCAAGGCAGAGGAUCCAAAGUCGGUCAUUUCAAGCCUCAAGAAAUCCGUGCAGACAGCCAUUGACUUGAAAAAUUGAUUAUGAAGCAUUCCAUCAUACGCUCAUAUUUUAGCUUAUUUAGUUCUCGGGUUCACUUGAGUUUUGGUAUCUUGUUCCUGGUUGUUUUUAAGGAAAAUCUUAUGUUCAAUCAAUAAACUUAUAUUUUUUGAAA
This is a messenger RNA of Cloeon dipterum, 942 nucleotides long. RefSeq names its product Ribulose-5-phosphate-3-epimerase (gene Rpe). The record is from RefSeq and is a predicted model, not a curated record. The transcript has 5 exons. Gene Ontology annotation, biological process: carbohydrate metabolic process; pentose-phosphate shunt; pentose-phosphate shunt, non-oxidative branch. Gene Ontology annotation, molecular function: metal ion binding; D-ribulose-phosphate 3-epimerase activity. Gene Ontology annotation, cellular component: cytosol. The coding region runs from base 132 to 809 and encodes 225 amino acids. NCBI's taxonomy places the organism in Eukaryota, Metazoa, Arthropoda, Insecta, Ephemeroptera, Baetidae.